AUGUUGUUCAUGUGGAUAACUGCCUUGAAGAUGAUAAGAUUUCAAGCCAUAUUUAGCAAGAAUGUGCGAGAAAAAUUAUUUACACAUACUGCUCAAGUUGUUGCUCUGUUAGUCUGGGAAGGACUUGGUCUUGGAGGAGGUCCUCCUGUUGGAAACUGGAGCAGUACGUCUGCAAAUAACAAAGUCCUUCUAGGGAUUGGUGGAGGACAUUAUGUGCCACGACAUACAGAUGUGAUAAAGAAGGACGGUUGUUGGGUGGGCCAACUCCUCUCUGGUUACUCCUUACCAAUGGAAGAUCCUGGUCCAUCGAAAGGUAAAGUAAAUGCACAUGAUAUUGCCGGAACUUGGAAACACUCAAUUAGAGCAGCAUAUGAUGCUACUAAAGCAGGUUUUCCUGGUGGAGAAAUUCUGGCACAUCUUGAUCAGAAGAGUUUCAAGAGCUGGCAAAAGAAUGCGAUUAUUGAAUUCCUAGGUGCACAGAACAUUAAAAUUGGCAAGCCAGGUGACUUUCAAAAAUCUUAAGCAAGUUACUUAUUAUUGGUGAAGUUGUUAAAGGUCAACAACUUCCAUACGUUUUUUGUGAUUAGAUGUAGAUUUAACAAUAUCGCUUUCGAAAGAUAUUCAAUAUUUGUUUUAUAUACACACACAUAAAAAGUACUAGUUUUUAAUUUUAUAUAUAUAGUGUAAAUUAUAAUUAUAUAUAUAUACCCUUGUCUCAA
Molecule: messenger RNA, 719 nt
Organism: Solanum lycopersicum (tomato)
Lineage: Eukaryota; Viridiplantae; Streptophyta; Magnoliopsida; Solanales; Solanaceae
Source: RefSeq, a predicted model, not a curated record